AUGGAUGUCACGCGGUUAUUUGAAGUCACGGAGCUCUUGGAUCACGUCUACGAAUUCCUUGAGCCAUCUUGGCACUUCGCGCUUGCUCGGACGUGCAAGUCGAUCUACUACAGGUCAGACAGAGUCCUGAGCAAGCAUCGCGCCGCGUACAAGGAUAGCCAAAUAGCCUCAGACCGUUACCCGCAAACGCUCCUACGCCUAUUCCACAGCGCUUCUUGCACGGUUGGCCCGGAUGCAAUAGAGGCAUGGCACGUGCGUGAGCUAGAGAUCUGGGGCAGCAGGAGGUCGUGGGAUGAGUGGCGGUCGUGGGAACUAUCUCCGAACGGCACAGUCUCGCUGACGCAGGACCAAGUGGCACUGAGCCUUCCGUUUGCAAUUGGAGAGCUGGAGUACCAUCUUGAAAGGUUAGAGUCAGUCAUGUCGGGCGUCCAACAUGAUAUCGCCUGCCAGCGGGUGAGAGACGGCGAGGACGGUUUCUUCAAAAUGGUGUUGAUCUCUCUUCUUCCACGACUCAAGGCCUUGAAGUUCGUCGAAAGACCGCACGAUGGGCAUACGAGUUUCACUUGGCUGAAAACCGCGAUCGGAUGGAGUCUCCGCAACCGGACCCCGUGGCCGCCGGGUUUUCUAUCACUCCGAACUGUGGCUGUUGGUGUUCCAACCGUGGCUGCUCAAGCUGGGUCUGAUGGAAUCUCAGCUCGGGUUGACGGUCUGGCUAAGCUAUUGCGACUUCCCAAUAUUGUUGAGGUGUAUUAUCGGAACCUGGAAAUGGAAUAUCAUCCAGAACUCGAAUACCUGGAUACUUCAUCGGCAUUUUACGACCUUCCCCCGGGGAGUUCCUCCGUCAAGUCUAUCAUUCUUGACAGAAUCAGGGGCGACUCGCUCGUUUUCCGAGAGGUAUUAUGCGCAGCGCCAGUUGCUCUUGAGUCAAUGAUCAUCCGCGGAGAAGCCGAUACUCAGACUGAGAGCGACCAAAUUGCUGGCUAUCUCACCGAAUCGCCGUCGAGCGCAUCAAUCAAGAACUUUCUCUACUACAACCCAGAAUUGGUCCUUGCAUCUCACUUGGUCAUCUGCAAACCGAUGAAGCUGAAGCAAAUGGCCAACUUGAGAAUCGUUAGCAUAUGUGUGCAGGACAUUGUUAACCAAGCGUCGGGAAACCUCGGAUUCCCCGAAACUCACAUCCAAGCCACCCAUGACGACGUGGUGCGAGAGUUCAAGACUGGCCUGCCGCGAUCGAUAGAGGCCGUAGCUUUCUGUGGCCUUGAAUACCUCAUUGGAUUAGGAGAGGAGAAAACUCAUAUAACAGACAUCAUUGAUGAUGGCAUCGUGGGCAUGCUCGAGUCUGGAAACUACCCAAAACUUAAAAUGGUGUUUGUUGACGGGAUUGAAAGAUUUCUGGCGAAGAAAAACCCAAAAGAUCACUUCCAAAAAGCAGUAGAGGCUGGUGCUAAACAUGGGGUUUAUAUCCACACGAUGACUAGCAAAGAUGGCCCCGAAGAGAUGACGGAUUUUCCAUCCUUGCCAGACAGACAUGACCUCAAGUCUGCUCUGCUGCCGGAAAGAGAUCCAUCCUGGUUUGUGAAUUCUUUCACAGGUGAAUGGACUGCGCCGUAUCCUUCAAAUGGGGAUGAUGUGUAUGAUUUUAGCGAAUUUGCGGACACUGUAAUUUUGUAA
This is a messenger RNA of Clonostachys rhizophaga, 1671 nucleotides long. The record is from the annotation of a GenBank genome assembly. NCBI's taxonomy places the organism in Eukaryota, Fungi, Ascomycota, Sordariomycetes, Hypocreales, Bionectriaceae.